AUGUUUGACUCGAGUGUAACACGUUCAUGCCUGGAUAUUCGCAGGGGGCGGUCUGCACCAGAGCAACAAGUGGACCUGAAGAGUGAGGAGGGCCGUGAGCUGCGUGUGGUGGUAAACACCAACGAACCGGACUACGAGCACAUUUACUCCAUCGAGGCCCAUGACGACCCCUUGGAUGAACUGCUCUACUUCACUCCUUCUGCCAAUCAGAGUGACGGUGAAGCUGUUGGCAAGGAAUCAGAGAACAGGGGUGAAGUUGAACCGAACAAAUCAGCCAGUACUAACAUUAAGAAAACAGCAACAGGUGGUGAUCAGAAAUCAGACAAAGUCACACCUCUGAAGGCAGUCAAGCCCAGAUCAGUCAGGUCCCUGAAGACAGUCAAAGGGGAAGCUCCAGCAGCCCUGUGCCAGCUGCCCUUGGAGGAAGGGAGCUGUGGACGAUACACUUUGCGCUGGUACUUUAAUAGUCAGGCUCAGGCCUGCAGGCCCUUCAUUUACAGCGGCUGUGAAGGAAACGAAAACCGCUUCGUCCUGCUGGAAGAGUGUGAGGAGGUCUGCCUUGGGAAGGCCAAAGGUCCUCGUCCCAUGAAGACACCACGGUGAUUGUGGCCAAUUCUUCCUCAGCCAUGGGAAUGUUUGCCUUUACAGUAUCUACCUUUUAUAGAUAAUUAUUUUGUCAAAUGUCAGUGGUUAAGUUUUAUUCUUGUUUGUUGUUGUCUUGUUCUGUUUUUUCCCAGACCAUCCUGAGUUUCUCAGUUUAACUUCUAUAUAUUAUAUAAAUAUGUAGUAUUGAGGUACUUAAGUGCUUUAUCUGCUUCAUAUUGCACAAAGAUUAUAAGGCUAAUGUCUGCAUACAGAUGUGGAGAGGACAACUGCAACAUCGAUAGAAGCUUCAACAAUCUAAGCUGUUUCUACCCCUGUGCUGCUUCUUCUAGUAUUUAGUAGAAGACUCUGCAGCUAUUCCUGUGGAGAAAAAAAAACGCAGCAGUACAAAUGAGAGCUACAGUAAAGAACAAAAAACUGCACCAGAACUGACAGUGCUUACAGUGCUAAAUGUAUUCUUCAGAAUUCUACAAAGUGAGAGAAUUAUAGAAUAUAGAAGAUAUGAAUCAUAAAACAAUUUAUACAACUAACUUCAGCCCAUGGCAACAGAGUUUUAGGUUCUAUGAUUGGCUGGUUUCUUGCUGCAGUUCUUACUUUGAGAGUUGAAAUUAACUUCUCUCCCAAAGUUUUAUGUACACAGGCUUCUAUAUUUUGACUUUUCAUGAAAUAAGACGAUUUUUUUUAACACAAAUUAAUUAAUCCAAUUAGAUGAUUCCCAUGCCUUGAGAGUGCUCAAACUACAAGUCACAUUAUGUUAUCUAUGCAGAAACUUUUACCUCCAGAACCUCAGAUGUCUGAAAUAACUUCUCUCACCUCUCCACCCAGUUAUAACUAUGAAAGCACAAAUACACAAUAUUCUUCCAGUGCUUGUGCAUAAUUAUGUUUUUAUUAUUUGGGGGAAGUUGUGUAUCUGAUCAUGACUGCAUGUUUACCUGCCACAGAAAAGGUGCUAUUUUUAAAGGUAUAUUUAUAUUGUUUAAAGAUAAGAGCUUAUGUUUUUGUGUGGUACAAAACAUUUUAUUUUUGUGGUAUCAUGGAAUAUUUUAAUAAGCAUUUCUGAUAAACCAAAUGUUUGAGUAAAAUAAAGUUGUUGUAUUCUCUCAUUUCA
Molecule: messenger RNA, 1711 nt
Organism: Lates calcarifer (barramundi perch)
Lineage: Eukaryota; Metazoa; Chordata; Actinopteri; Centropomidae
Product: tissue factor pathway inhibitor
Exons: 6
Coding region: 1-603 (200 amino acids)
Molecular function (GO): serine-type endopeptidase inhibitor activity
Source: RefSeq, a predicted model, not a curated record